CCUGCAACCCUCCAUCGGCUGAAUAAUGCCUGACCGUGUCACCGACAACUGAACAUCUUACUCUCCAAAUCUCACGCCUCGCCUUCUCCGGAUCUUCUUGCCUGUUGUACAGCUAGACAAUUCCGCCUUCUUACCACGGUUCAGAUCCCAGCAUUUUACGCGCAAAGGACAGUUGACUCUGCUCCGCUAGCGGAGACGAUCCUUGAGCCGCCAUGUCGACGACGACGGGAGCUUUCCUUGCAGGAGGUGUUGCAGCAUGUGGUGCGGUCACAGUAACUCACAGCUUUGAGACUGUCAAGAUCCGUUUACAAUUGCAAGGAGAGUUGCAAUCCAAGACCGACGCGGUCAAGAAAUACCGAGGUGUAUUUCACGGUGUCAAGGUGAUCUUGCAGAAUGAGGGGCCUCGCGGUCUCUUUCGGGGUAUUGGCUCUGCCUAUAUCUACCAAGUCUUGUUGAACGGGUGCCGUCUCGGAUUCUACGAACCUCUGCGCGGGGGCAUCACAAAUGCGAUCUACAAAGACAGCCAGGUCCAGUCUCUGGGAAUCAACGUCUUCGCGGGUGCCACGUCAGGCAUCAUCGGCGCCGCAGCUGGCUCGCCAUUCUUCCUUGUCAAGACCCGUCUACAAUCCUUCUCGCCGUUCCUUCCGGUCGGUACACAGCACAACUAUCGCAACUCGUUCGACGGUCUGAGCAAGAUCUAUAAAACCGAGGGAGUGAAGGGAUUGUAUCGCGGUGUAGGCGCAGCGAUGGUGCGCACCGGUUUCGGUAGUUCGGUUCAGCUGCCGACUUACUUCUUCGCCAAGCGUCGCUUGACGAAGCACCUUGGUAUGGAAGACGGGCCCGCUCUGCACCUGGCCAGCAGCACGGCUUCCGGCUUCGUGGUUUGCUGUGUCAUGCACCCUCCUGACACUAUUAUGUCGAGAAUGUACAAUCAGACCGGCAACCUGUACAAGGGCGCAUUUGAUUGCUUGUUCCAGACUAUUCGCACUGAAGGCAUUCUUGCAAUUUAUAAGGGAUAUUUCGCCCAUCUUGCCCGUAUCCUGCCACACACCAUCUUGACACUCAGCUUGGCCGAACAGACCAACAAAUACAUGCGUAGGCUGGAGGACCGGUUCCUCUCUGACUCACUUAAGGCUCGACUCUAAAUAAUUGGCAUUCGUCCAGCGACUUCACCUUACCAUUCCUACCUUGCGAAAACAUUUAUAGAGGCAUUUCGGUAUAUUCAAUCAGGGAUUACAUGGUUGAGUAAUGGCAUCUGCUUGCUCGGCUUGUUGUGCACAUAAGGCGUUUCACCUUGAUUAGUCGCGUGAUGUUAGAUAUCAUAGACCUCUAAAGAAGAUAAAUUGAGUUGGUUCAG
Messenger RNA from Aspergillus brunneoviolaceus CBS 621.78, 1357 nucleotides. RefSeq names its product putative mitochondrial oxaloacetate transporter (Oac). Lineage: Eukaryota; Fungi; Ascomycota; Eurotiomycetes; Eurotiales; Aspergillaceae. The coding region runs from base 213 to 1145 and encodes 310 amino acids. The record is from RefSeq and is a predicted model, not a curated record. The transcript has 6 exons.